UGUUGAAAGGUGAGGACUGUGUCACUGAGGGCUGGAAGAUGAUUUGGAAGACUCUUUCCUUUGAAUGCUAUUUAGUAAAAUGAACUGAAUUUUCUUUUUUCAAAAGAAUAAACACUCUUUAUUCUUCAAUGCUUUGACACUCAUAUAUUUAUACACAGAUGGAAAACUACACGUACAACAGCCUCACUCUGCAGCUCGAGGGGUUAAGGGUCACCAAGACUAACAAGUACCCCAUGUUCAUCUUUCUGCUUUUGAGCUACGUUUUCAUCUUGGUUGCCAACGUGGGCAUUGUGGUGCUGAUAUGGACGGAGAGAAGCCUCCACCAGCCGAUGUAUCUCCUCUUCUGUAACCUGUCCAUUAAUGAUGUUGUAGGAAACACUCUCCUGGUUCCUCGGCUGCUUGCAGACAUCCUGGUGCCUCCGUCAGAGCGCCUCAUUCACUACUACGAGUGUGUGAUGCAAGCUUUUACUGCACACAUGUUUGGCACUAACGCACACACAUUCCUCAUGAUUAUGGCAUUUGACAGAUAUGUGGCCAUCUGCAACCCACUGCGCUAUUCAACCAUAAUGAACCACAAAAUGGUGAUCAAGCUGACAGUUUCUGCCUGGGGAGUGGGGUUUGUUUUGAUCGGGAUUCUACUCGGUCUGACCAUACGGCUGAACCGAUGCAGGACUAUGAUCGCAAACACUUUCUGUGACAAUGCCUCCUUGUUUAAGCUCUCCUGUGAGAAUGUGUUCAUUAAUAAUGUCUAUGGUCUCACUUUCACUGUAGUCCUGUUCGCAGGAUCUAUAGGCAGCAUGGUUCUCACCUAUACUAAGAUUACAGUGGUCUGUCUGACCAGUAAGAACAAGUCUUUAAACAGUAAAGCCUUGAAGACCUGCAGCACUCACCUGUGCCUGUAUAUGAUCAUGUUAGUCAGUGGGUUUGUCCCCAUCGCCCUCCAUCGCUUCCCCCAGUAUGCAGAGUACAGGAAGAUUUCAGCUAUUCUCUUUAAAAUUGUUCCCGGCAGCCUCAACCCCGUCAUCUACGGCCUUCAAUCCCAAGAAAUACACAAGUGUUUGUCAAAUAUAUUUCAUAUCAGAAAAGUUAAGCCGACAAUUUAACUCCAGAGGGUUUUAUCUGAAACAUGAAAAUUGAGUUUGGUUCAGUGUCAAAAAGAGAAAAUUUUAACAGUAAUAAAAGAAGAACUGUGAUGAUAACCGUAAUAAUUGACUGAAAUUGUAAGACUUUUUGCCUUAAAUUUACAGUUUCUUACUGUAUUAGUUUGGUUUAAUUAGUGUGCGUACUGCUCUAAAACUGCAUGAAAGAGGAGAAAAGAAUCAAACAGAGAAAAGAAAAAUAAACAGGAAGUUUAUUGAGGUCUAGUUUUUCUUGUGUUGUACUGUCACAUUUUUCUGUUGUAAUAAAUAUUUAAAAAGGAACUGCAUAAGUUAUUAUUACUAUUAUUAUUACAGUAACAUUCUUUAAAUACAGGAAUCACUGUAAAACCUUUCACAUACUGUAAAUAUACAGACAUUUACUGACAAAACUGUGACCAGUACUGUGUAGUGAAUUUACAAGAAUACAGUAGUAAACUGUAAUUUUAUUUCUAGUAACACUGUAAUUCUAAAAUACUGUAAGAAACAGUAAAUCAAGGACAGAACUUUGCUGGCUAAGCUGAAGUUAAUUACUGUAAAGCCUUUAAUGUCCUAUAGUUUUAUGAAUAUGAUAAAAUGGAAGUUGUCAUGAAACUGUGAAAGAUGAAAAAUGUGAGACUGUGUUGAUCCUGUAUAAAUAUAAUCAAGAUUUUUACCUCAAAUGUCAUUAAAAAUGAUUAAAGUUUUCCAAAAAUGUUA
Dicentrarchus labrax (European seabass) is the source of this 1835-nucleotide messenger RNA. Its product is annotated as putative olfactory receptor 52L2. The record is from RefSeq and is a predicted model, not a curated record. Bases 159 to 1103 code for a protein of 314 amino acids. Gene Ontology annotation, cellular component: membrane. Gene Ontology annotation, biological process: G protein-coupled receptor signaling pathway. The transcript has 2 exons. NCBI's taxonomy places the organism in Eukaryota, Metazoa, Chordata, Actinopteri, Moronidae. Gene Ontology annotation, molecular function: olfactory receptor activity.